Notothenia coriiceps (black rockcod) is the source of this 2089-nucleotide messenger RNA. RefSeq lists its product as uncharacterized. The transcript has 4 exons. NCBI's taxonomy places the organism in Eukaryota, Metazoa, Chordata, Actinopteri, Perciformes, Nototheniidae. The coding region runs from base 12 to 1277 and encodes 421 amino acids. The record is from RefSeq and is a predicted model, not a curated record.
CGGACGAGAAGAUGGACGUGAUAAAAAAGCUGGUUGCAGAGGGCCAGCUGGACCACGCCGUGCUGCUGCAGGUGAUCAAGGAGCAGCAGGAGCAGCAGAAGAGACUCCUGGACCAGCAGGAAAAGCUCCUGCAUGUCAUCGAGGAGCAACACAAGGAGAUCCACCAGAAACUGCCUGGUGCUGAAGGUGAGGCGGAGAAAAGCGUACAGGAGGGGGCGGAAGGUGAAGCAGCGAAGCCCAAAGAGUCCAACCUGGAACCGGACGUGAAGCCGGACAAGGAGGCGGCCGGAGCUGCAGAGCCUCCCGUCCAGAAACAAGAGCAGGCUGCUGAGGAGGAGGAGGUUCCUAAAGCAGCUUACAAAGAGGACGGCCACGGAAAAGAACCCCAUACGCUGAAGGAGCUGGGGGCCAGGGGGGUGCCGCUGGGAGAGAAACAACCCAUUGAGCGUCAGCCUGUACCUCACAAUGAGAAGGCAGCUCAAGUUGUACAAGAAGAAAGAAGCCUAGAUAAAGAAAAUGAAAAAAUAGCAAAAGAAGUCCGGGCAAUAAUUGAGCUUGAGAAAGACAUAAAGGAAAAGAUGGCCGAAGAGAAGUUAGAGAAGGAGAGGGUGGAGAAAGAAGUGCAGGAGAGGGUGGAGAAAGAACGGCUGGAGAGGGAGACGAGGGAGAAGCUGGCCAGAGAGCAGGAGCUGGAGAAGGAGAAACUAGAAACGGAGAAGGAGAGAGCAGCGAAGGAGAAACUAGAAAAGGAGAGAGCAGAGAAGGAGAAACUAGAAACGGAGAGAGCAGAGAAGGAGAAACUAGAAAAGGAGAGAGCAGAGAAGGAGAAACUAGAAAAGGAGAGAGCAGAGAAGGAGAAACUAGAAACGGAGAAGGCUGCAGCUGAGAGACUUCAGCGGGAGAUGCACAACAAUGAAAUAGUGGAGGCGGAGAAGAUGGAGAAGGCUGAGGAGGCUCGGGAGAGGAAAGCCCUGAUGGAAGAGGGAAAGGCAGCGCAGGGAGAAGCUUUGAAGAAAGGAGGACGAGACCUCAAAGAGAAAGCUCAGGAGGAGGAGGAGGAGGGGGGGGGCCGUCAAAGCUCCGCCUCCGGGCUCCCAGGAGAAGGUCAGGGGCCAGGGAGAGAUGGAUCUGAGGAGGAGGCGCCGAGCACUGGGAACCCGAGGGUCCAGGGGGGUGCCGGGCCUGGAGCCCCUGCUGGAGCUGGGGGGCUCCGACCUGCACGUGGCCCUGGAGGAGCAGCUGCUGGCCGGGGCCAUUGUGCACUCGCGGCAGAUUAAGCAGCUCCCCGACGACCAAAGAGCAAAAUGAAACACAUUCUCACUCCAGCACAAACUUCUCUCACUGUGGACCACGAGACCGGUGCCUUACAUUCUUUCCUGCCUUCAAGAAGAUAUGGACAAAGAGGAAACACUUCUAUUCCUUCAUACUGUGUACUCUGGAGAAGCACAACGUUUAUUAACGAGCAAAGUACAUGUAAAUAUUAACUUAUUUUGUCUUUAGGGAGGAGGAUUAUGAAGAGGUUACUGUUGAAAUGUAUAUAAAUCUAUGCAAAGACCCUUCUGUAAAGUGUUCAGAAAGCCUGGAUGUAUUAUUGUUUGCCUUUAGGCGUUGUCUCCUGGGCUGCUUUUAUGUUGAUUAGUUUGUGUUUAUCUGUUACUCCAAGAUGUACAUAUUGUAAUAGUUCAACUUUCAAAUGGAAGUUGGUGAAUUCAGCCUCAGAGCUAUGAGGUUUAUAAACCGUGGACGACGGAGGAGCUAGAUCCCGAGCAUCAAGUUACAAAUCAUCCCACCUUCGAUACCUGUUCCUUUUUGGUUUACGAGUGCCUUCUAAUCCACAUGCUGCUGUUUUUUCCCUCAACGUGUGCUUUAACUCCUACUGUAAAGAGAACAGUAAUCAUGAGAAAAUGAUAUUAUGUUAAGGACAAUGAAAGAAAAAAAAAUUGAUCGUGUUUGUUUUCCCAGAAAUUCCUCCAUCGGGCAGCACAUGUUCGACCUUUGCUUUGUACAAGAAACUAUUUGUUCUAUUUUUCUAUGUGCAUUGUAUUUCAGUACAUUUUGCUGAAAAUAUUAAAUAAAAACAUCUAUUACA